UUUUUAAAAUGUCUAGUUUCCAGGUUUUUGUUGAGUCGUUAAUUGUUAUAGUGGCGCGCAUUCCACUGACUUUGGAUUCCGAGGCGCCAAAAGAAGAGAAAGCGGUUGCAUUACGAAUCUCUUGACUACAUUCCAGUUUGCUAGGGAAAGCUCUAUUAAGCAUGGUUCUUGAGAAGAAGCGCAAAAAGCAGUGCAAGGGAAGGGGAAAGGGAGAGGGAAAUGUUGAGAGCAGCUUCGGUAUAUGUGAUCUACCAGAUGCGAUUCUCCAGCUUAUCAUAUCCUCCCUUCCCACAAAAGAAGCAAUUCAAACGAGUAUACUCUCCAAAAGAUGGGAGCAUCUAUGGAGGGAUAUCUCCAAGAUUGAGUUGAAAGAGGGAAAACCCGAGGAAAGGCAGCAAUUCAUGCACUUUGUGACCAGAUUGCUUGUAGCUUGUAAUUGCUCCAGUCUUGCGAAGUUCUCUCUGACAUGUAAUGUUGAUAAGGAUGCUUCUCGGGUUAAUCAGUGGCUAUGUGGUUUCAUCAACCCUAGGAUUCAAGAACUAUGUCUUUGUCUUUAUGGGAUUGAGGAACCAUUGGUCUUCCCUGACCAACUGUUUACCUGUGCUACAUUGACAAACUUUGAAUUGGAUAUGCAGCAUGUCUUCAACCUUCCUUCUUCUGUUCAUUUUCGGUGCCUUCGGACUUUGACUUUGUCUAACAUUAUAUUCCCUGAUAGUUCUUCAGCACAACAGCUUUUCUCUGGCUGCCCAGCCUUGGAGGAUUUGUACCUAAUCAAUUGCAAUUUGAAGAAUGUCCAAGCUGUUUGUAUUUAUUCUCCUUUGCUUCGACAAAUUCAUAUACGGGAGGACAAAGAUGGUAUGAUGGAUGAAGAUCAUGAUGAGAUAGGUGGUUGCAAAGUACUGAUUGUUGGAACUAAUCUGAAGUCAUUUACUUAUCACGGCGAUUGUAUGAAUGAAUAUUUCUUAUAUCGUUCAACCUUGGUGAUUGAUGCCUCCAUUGAGGUGCUACCUCCUGAAUAUUAUUGGGUCAGAGAGGUCACCUGGCAAAUCUCUUCAGGCAAUUUCACGUUCAGACUUCUCAAAAUGCUCCCAAAUGUGGAGAAGCUUUCUAUGUCUGAGACUUCUAUUAUGACACUCAGUAGAACAUCUUUACUCGGGCAACUACCUUUAUUCGGUAAAUUGGCUGAACUAGAUUUCGACUCAUUCUCGUCCAUAGAGUUGUCCUAUAAAGCAUUACUGAUGCUAUUGCGAAACUCGCCCUGUCUUCAAGUUCUUAGAUUUCAGGGAGGGGUGUCUCAGCCUAAAGAUGAUGCAAAUUCUAUAUUCGAUCCCUUGCCUGUGUGUUUUAGCAGAACCCUGAAGACGAUUGAGAUCGGUGGCAUCUCUGAGGAAGAAGAGUUAUUUGCAAUAAAAAUAUUGUUGCAAGCAGCAUCAGUGUUGGAUAAACUUCGUAUUCAGUGUUAUUGGCAUUCGUUUGACAGGGAUGACAGGCGUGUAGGAUUAAAGAGGUCAAAGGAGUUCUGCAAGCAGAUCUUAAAGUAUCCUAAGAGCUCAAUGAAUUGUGAGAUAGAAUUCGAGUAUUAUUGAGCUAUUAAGCUUACGAUAUGUUUUGAUAUUGCCAUAGAAUUUAAAGACUAUUACAAAUUAUGUAUGUACUUUCUCGCAAUCUUAAAUUUUGCUCAUU
Messenger RNA from Arachis duranensis, 1683 nucleotides. RefSeq names its product F-box/LRR-repeat protein At4g14103-like. The transcript is spliced from 4 exons. Gene Ontology annotation, molecular function: protein binding. Lineage: Eukaryota; Viridiplantae; Streptophyta; Magnoliopsida; Fabales; Fabaceae. The coding region runs from base 162 to 1586 and encodes 474 amino acids. The record is from RefSeq and is a predicted model, not a curated record.